AUGGUCAGCACUGUCGAGGCUGUGACAAGGACGGAGACUGCUCAACACAGUGUGAUCGCGGAUUCUUUGGCAGGAAAUGCAGGAUUCCAGGGUACAACUUGCAUCAUACCAUGUGGCAACCCUGGGACUCAAUGUGCAGUGUGUGACGGGGGAUGUGAUGAAGAAUACUGCAUGCUGAGUCCUACAUCCUGCGUUUCUGGAUGUGUUGACUCCUACUAUGGCCUUGACUGUAAGAGCUUCUCUGAGAGAUGUAAAUCAUGUAACAGGUCUACAGGAAUGUGUGAUCGUUGUCGUGAUCCAUACAGAGGUCUGAACUGUGAGAUGUCAUGUGAGAACUGUGCAGGAUCUUGUGAGUCUGGAUGUGAAGGAGGCUGUAAACCUGGCUUCUAUGGACCUUGGUGUGAUAAGGUGUGCAGUGAAAACUGCCGCUCUGGUCCCGAUUCAGAUGCAGUUUCUAUCUUGGCAUGUGACACAAAUACCUCCUUCAAUUGCAUCCCCAAAUGUGACAACAACACAGGAGAUUGUAUCCACGGUUGUAAUGUCGGAUGGUAUGGUACUAACUGCUCAUCUCGCUGUAAUUCAAAGUGUGCAAAUUUGUCCUGCACUGAGUCAGGAGCGUGUGUAGAUGGAUGUGCACCAGAGUAUGCUGGGACUGACUGCUCCUGCUAUGAGAACUGCAUUGAUCAUGUUUGUUACGCUGACAGUGGCACCUGUGCAAAAGGAUGUAUCAACGGUUAUUAUGGUGCAUUCUGUAACAACACCUGUGAGAUCUGUCUUGACGGCAUUUGUGAUCGGAAAUUUGGAACCUGCACCAGAGUAUGUAAUUUUACUGACAGUACAUGUAAAUCUACCUGUACACAUGACUGUACCAUAGGUGUUUGUCUUGCAGGUAAUUCUUGUGAAGCAGGUGGUCAGCCGAGGAUGGAUAUCAAGUUUAUCGUAACAGGACUGUCAGCAUUGCUUGUUCUUACUGGCAUCCUGUGUACAUUUUGUAUUCGAAAAUGCUGGUCGAAAAGAAGGUGA
This is a messenger RNA of Haliotis rufescens (red abalone), 1023 nucleotides long. Its product is annotated as scavenger receptor class F member 1-like. Bases 1 to 1023 code for a protein of 340 amino acids. NCBI's taxonomy places the organism in Eukaryota, Metazoa, Mollusca, Gastropoda, Lepetellida, Haliotidae. The record is from RefSeq and is a predicted model, not a curated record. The transcript is spliced from 3 exons.